GAACUCGCCGACCCGCGCGGAGCGGAGCGGAAAUGAGUUACAGUGGUUAAAUCUCACUUUAUUCACCGUGAAAUGGCGCUUCUGAGCCCGUACAGCAAAACACCCGAACUCAACACGGCCACCGUCCUGCUGGUUGAAAAUGAGGAGCAGUUUCAGUCCAGGCUGGCCGAUGCCAUAGUGCAGCGGGAAAAGGACAUCAACGUGAAUGUGCGGCUGGCUCGAAAGCUCCCUCUCCCUGUGGAAAACAGUGAGACUCGCCCUCGUAUUGACCUGGUGGUGUUCAUAGUCAACCUGCUGUCUGAGCGCAGUCUUCAAGCAGCGGAGAAUUCUGUGAGUCAUUUAGGCUCAGACUACUUCCUGGGAAAGCUGUGCUUUGUGGUUACUGAUGCUCGUUGUGGUGCUGUAGCUCAGGAGCGUCUGCUGAGUGUGAGGAGGCUGGCUGCGUCUCACCGCUGCCCUGUGAUCUGCGCUGAACACCAGACAGAAGAUGGCGUUACCAUGACAGCGAUGAGGGUCCUCACCAUCUUGAAAGUGUCGGCUGGUUUAUCUCCUGUGGAAACCACCGCUCUCUACCUGUCCACCUUUACCCGAUGCACUGUCCCCUCUGACUUCGAGGAGGACUGACAUCAGGCUUCUGACCUUAUCCCUUCUACGCUGUUUAGUGUUUCCUUUGGGGGCCACGUGGCGUCAGCUGAACUCUGGGUCAAAUAUCUGAAUGUAAAGACUGUUUUUAAACUCCAUCAAUUUGGUCGUACAAAAUUCCGUAAAUGUGACUGAUAAAACCAAAAGAAAUCAGUGGAAUCCAGACACGUAGAUGAGUUUAAAGCAGUGAACAGAGGGAUUAAUCAGACGCUAUUGCAGAAGUCGUAUAGGGUAGUUUGUGUAUCUUACUGACUGUGUUAGUGGCUGUAGUUGGUGCUCAUUGUUGUUCUCAGAUCACAACUCCUUAUUUUAUUAUUUGUGUUACCGUCAUCAUUAAAGGAAUAGUUAGAGGAAAUCCCCAAUCCCCCCUCCCCGCCACUCCGAAUGUAGUUGAUCAGUCAAGACAAGACGUGUUUCGUAUAUCUGGAGUUGUUUUCUUUAGUUUUGCUCUGGAGUCACGAGGCUGAUAUGGCUGACACAUAACAGAAGCUGUUGCUGUGUUGAUUUUGACUUGAAAUAAGGAGUCUACAUGUUCCAGCUGCAAAGUGGGGGAAAAACAUGAAAUGAAAACGGGUAUUGUUAGCAACAUGCUAACCAGCUAACAGUGAUAUUUUUCAUGUUGAUGCUGAAUUUGGUGUCUCAUAAUCUAACUUUAUGUUUAGUGUCAUAGUUUAACCAACUACUGUGUUUGUAUGUAGAACAAACAUCAUUUAAAAUUAGAGAAGUGAUUAUUUCUGUGUGCAAAAAAAGAAGCAAACUUCUGACACCAGAUGUGUCUCAACUGAUCCGACUACAUUUGGGGUUGGGUGUGGAGAAGGGGUUGUGUAUUUUGUCAAACUAUUGCUUUAAGGAAAAGAAGUUGGUGGAAUCGGGUGGUGCUGUGCAGUAAUGAGUACCUGAACCCUCAUGUUGUUCAUUGAUCAGAAAGAAACACACCUUUAUCUGUUAAUCUUACUCAUUCAUUCAUUCAUGUCAUGCUCCAACACCCCUCUGUCCAUUAUGUACAUAAUGUAAAUAUGUGUAGUUGCAUUAAUAUGUUCAUUAAAGUCAGCACCAUG
Molecule: messenger RNA, 1700 nt
Organism: Colossoma macropomum (tambaqui)
Lineage: Eukaryota; Metazoa; Chordata; Actinopteri; Characiformes; Serrasalmidae
Gene: pane1
Product: proliferation associated nuclear element
Exons: 6
Coding region: 73-624 (183 amino acids)
Source: RefSeq, a predicted model, not a curated record